GAUCUUGAAUUGGAGCAUGAGGGAGCAGCUGCAGGAUCCACCUCACAGCCAGUUAGGCGAAACAUUUCUUUAAAACUGAAAGCAAAGAGCAAGUCAGCAAGCUCAUUGUCAUCUGGGAAAAGCAAGAAAAAGGAAGGAAAAAGUGGAGAAAAGUCAAGGACAGGAUCUGAAGGUAAAGAAGUCAAUUUUCUUCAACGCUGUACAAUGUAUGUCCAGUUUUAAGCCAUGCUGUCAUGUUGUUUCCUUAGAAUAAAAAUAAGCAACAUUGACAAGUUUUUCAUUAUUUUUACUGUGAAUGUUUGUUUAUUCAAAACAGACAAUCAGUAUUACAGUGGAACCUCGAUAUAAUGAAACUCUGUACAACGAAGUCCGGUAUAACAAACGAUUUUCUUUACCCCAGUCAUAGUAAGAUAUGAAAAAGAACCUCGAUAUAAUGAAACCUCGUCGAUAUGGCAAACACAUUUUGCCAGUCGCCUAGCCCUUCGUUAAAUCGAGGUUCCACUGUGCAGAUGUUUCUAGAACCUUCUGGAAAAACCUAAUUGGAAAAACAGGUUUUUCAAGAAUGGUCUUUUUGUUGUUACAUCUUACCUGUUUUCACCCUUUUGUCACUAACUAGUCUGUCAGAGAGUUCUCUUGUAUUUUGGCUCAUAAAUAAAUUUCAAUUUGUCUUUGAAAACGUCCAAGGCUCUGGUAAAUUUAUUAAGUUGAAUGCCAACAAGGGUGUCCUGUGAUUAGCUAGUAUCCCAUCCAGAGAGGUUAGCCAUACUCCUACGGUGUAAAUGCUUCAUGCUACAGAAAUUAGGUUAUGCUCUGGCUGUUUGGGCGUCAAGAUGUAGGUCUGCCUCUACCUGCUUUUGCACCGAGUUACACUGCUCUUUUGGAUGUUAAUUCUUGCCUUCAGUUGUACUGUUAUUUAUUGUGUACUGUAAGUGUCAAAAUUCUAUCCUCAUGGUAAAAGUUCUUAUAUUUUUUAAAAGAAUUUGUCAUUCAUGUGUACCAGCUGCCAUACAACCAUGAUUUUUUGUAAUGAAAUAGAAAAAGAGUUGUGUGUUUCUUUACACAAAUCCUGGUCAAAAUUAUUUGUUUAUAUAAUUUUGCCUGGAUUUGUGUCAAAGUUUUUCAGGUAGAGGCCAUAGAGUAUAGUUAGGUUGUAAUGACAGGUUGUUCAGUCUUCAGAUGAUAAGAUUUAAGUAAAACCACGUAAACUCAAACGUAAGUUCAAGUUCAAGUUCACUUAGUCACAUUUAUUCAAUUACCAUACAACAACAAAUAAGAAAAAAAAGAAGUAAAACAGAGCUAACUAUACAUUGAAUUAAACAUAACAAAGGAAAAAAAGUGUGUUGCAGCCAAAGGACCCAAGCUUUCGAGUUGGCUUCUACCACAGAGCGGUUACAUCUUGCUCAGUGCCAUUUUGUUGUAAAAUUCCUCUUAGUUGCAAGAAGCCCUGGAUAGUUAUUUUAUGCUUAGGUGUUUGUCAUAUCUAUUAGGUGAUAAGGAAAGUAAAAGGAAAGAGAAAUCCCCUGGAACAGCUGCCACAGCUCAAGUGGUUGUUAUAAGAGAACUCAAGUGGGAUCAUCAAGUAUGUACUAUUAAUUUUUAUGAUUUCUGCUCAUUUAGUUCCAGUCACUCAGCCCCUAUUUGAAAGUCGUUUACCGUAAACGACCUAAUAAACGUCUACUUCUAAUUAAAGCACCCUCAAUGCUGUUAAAAUUUUAUUAGAUGCCCUCUGUAAUAAACGCCCCUGUCUAAUAGUUAGACGGCUCCCCAUAAGAAUUACUCCAAAACACUAGGAAUUAGCAAAAGGAGCAAAAUCAUUCAAUUCAUUCAGUUUCUUGCUUGAUUAGCAAGGGUAAAUGUGUAUUUCAUCUUGUUCAAUGUCAAGUUAAAAGUGCGGAUAGACUAACGAUGCCAACACAAUAACAAUGAACAAGCAUUCUAACAUCAAUGUUGGGAUUUGAAAAAGAGCGAUAAUAUAGAUCUCUAGACGGCCUAGACGUAUCAAUUGAUAGAGUGGAUAUUCCGCUAUUUUUAAACUCUCUUGAUAUUUUUGCUGAAAGCAUGUUAGGUUUGUUGAGCUUGUUACAGUUAUGAGAAUAAACCCUUCUCUCUUUUAAACGCCUCCUUUCUAUUAAAGACCCCAACCUUGGACCCCUAGAAUUAACUAGACACCCUGGGUGUUUAUUAGGUCAUUUACAAUAACCCCCCCAAAUUAAAGUGCCUAUCACCCGUAUUCAGUUAUAUUAAAUUUCGAACAUUUAUGUAGUUUAAAGAAUUUUUGCAAAGAAAUAAAAGUUAUUUUGCGUUUCAACACACUUUUAUCGAAGGACAAAAUUGGCAAUUUGAGGCUAAUUUCUUGUCAUAUUUAUUCAAAAAAGAGUGAUUGAGAGACUGGGCACUAAAUGCUUGUGAUGUCAACCGGGUAUCUUGUAGCCAAUCAUGUUAUUGCUGAGGUACCGGGUUGACGUCACAGACUACGCGACCCAGUCCCCAAUAAGGCACAUUUUUUACUUCGUGAACCGGGAUUUUGAUUGCUUGUUAAAAAUCAAGAUUGAGCUCAAAUCCCAUUCUAUUGCUUGUUUUUGCAUGUUAUAUGUUUCUACUUCUUAAAAAGAAAGAUAUUGGCUAUGGGUUAUAGGCACUUUAAGUCAUUAUUUUUUUCAUCUUAAAGAUUUUAGCCCCGUACUUGUAGAUGAGAUAACUUUGGCUCUAACGUUUCUGUUAUCAUAUCAGUUUUGUCAUUCAAACAAGACAUUUACUGUUAGGUUUCAAAAUAGUAAAGCUUAUCCUCCUGUCUUCCUCACAGAUUUUGCCAAUUGGGCAAAAAGUGCAAGAUCCACUUCUCCACCUUUGUGAAAAGGGCUCUCUCCCUAUCCUUGUUUGUGGCUACUGGUAUGUAUAACAAGUAUUUACAAGUAUGUACUCCUUUACCAGGGUGCAAAGAAAGUCGUGUCUGAUAGCCCGGGACUAGUGGAUUUUGUUAUCAGGCUAGUGAAUUCUGUUCUCAAUUUACCCUAUUGGCAAAUGGAUUUUUUUUAGGAAAUUCACAUUACAGGAAAACUGUAAUCAAUCCUGCUCAUGAAAAUUUUUUUCGGGUUAAUUAAAAUGGCUCUUGGGCUGGUACAAUGUACAUGCUAGUUGCAGCUUGCACGUAUGGCAAGCAAUGCAAAACUGACUUUCUUUGCACCCUGUUUACUCCACGAGUUAAUGACAUAAUCUCGUGAUGUAUGAAUGCACUGAGGCUCUUGUUUGUUAGUCUGUGGAUGAAAGUCUUGGUGUUAUCUUCUAAAUUCUCUUUGAUGGAACCUCUGCAAGAUUUUUUUUUUAAUAAUAAUAUUUUUCUGGAGCUCUCAGUUUUUCAUUUUUAUAACUCCAGUGUUAUUCUGCUGGUGUAUCUCCUAUGGUAUCUUGUGAUCAGUACUUGAACUGUUGUAACAAAAUUGUUGUAGAAUUUAGUGGUAUCCAGAUCAUUGAUUAUAGUGGAUAACUGAUAAAAAAACCUCCAGUAACUGGAUAUUGACGAGGCCUUAUACACCUACUGGUGCGAUGAGACAUGAUGAUGAUGAUGAACUGGAUAUUGAUCGUGGAAAAUGUUCACAUGAAUAUCCACCCAAAAUAAAAAUAAAAUUUAUAGUUGACAAAUCAUGUCUUUUAGAAUAUUAAAACCUGGGCGCUGUAUUUUUAAUGUCUCAUACAGUGAUGCAGCUUUAAUGCAUUGAUGACCCUUUUCUGAUACCUUUCAUACACGUAUGUUUUUGUCAUGUUCCUGGAAAUAAUGUGCAUCAAUGGCCCUGCUUAACUCUCUUUAGGUUUGUAAGGGUAAGUUUGUUCACAUUCAAUUGUACACAUUGUGUUAAGAUGGGUAAAAGAAACAUGUAGGUAAUUAUGAUUUAAAACGAGCAUUAAGUCCAAUUGUAAGUACAGCCCAAAAAUCUGGGUGUAUAGAAAAACACUUUCUACAUGACUGUCUUGUUCAUGUACCCUUCAAAAUUAAUAAUUUAUGCCUUCCUUGUCUUUAUUUCAGAGUCCAUGCAAACACUCUCUCUGUUUAACAUGCGCAGAAAAGGGAAAUGGAAAAUGCCCAAGGUACAAGUAGAUUUAAAAUAGAUUUCAUCAUUUUUGUUACCUCAGUGCAACUUGGUCUGCCAAAAAAUAAUGUUUACACUGGGCUGUACAUUCAAUGCUAUGUCACUAGAAACGUGGUUGCUUUUGUUUGUACGUAAUUUUUACUACAACUUGUUUAAUCAAGACCAGGCACUUUGGAGUUCUCAAAAACUCGUUUGAUUGGGUUUUUGAGGUCCAGAACCAAGUACAUGCAAUGUUACGCCAAGUGUGGAUGACCUUGGUUGUUCAUGUUAUUUUGACUUUAACUUGCUUAAGCACAAGGCACUUCAGAGUUCUUAAAAACGUGUUCCAAAGGGUUUGUAAGUUCUAGAACUAAUAUUACUUUCAAUGCUAUGCCACUAGAAGUGUGGUUGACUUUGGUUGUUCGUGUAAUUUUGACUAAACUUGCUUAAUAAUCACAAGGCACUUUGGAGUUCUUUUAAACUUGUUCCAAAGGGUUUGCGAGUUCUAGAACCAAUAAUAACUGGAAUUUGGAAGUGUAAGAUCGUUACCAGGACUUGAAUUUUGGCCACAUGACAAAAAAAAAUCUCAAAAUUCAAAUGAUGAAAAAGAGACGAAAAUCAAAGUUUUGAUUGACGUACUGACGAGCCAUGCACCUAAGUUGCUGAAAGUUGCCUUUCAUGGUCCCAGAGUUGUUGAUACCAAGAUCCAGCCUAUAAGUACGUGCAGUCUCCCACCUCCCUGUUUUUGUCUUGUCACACAACGCUCCUCCCUCCUCUCCUUUCCCCUCCCUUUUGUGGGGAGUAGUGUUGCGUGACGUGACAAAAACGGUUGCUUGAGAGACUAGUUUACAAUAUAUAACGGGAAUAAUAUCCAAAAUGGCAAUAUUUCGAAAAAUUGCCCUUCAUCAGGGUCUCUGAAGUCAUGUAAAUUUUACUUUAGGUGUGGGGAAAGUGUUCAGAGGAUUGAGUGAGCAGCGCUGGGCAGUGUGUAUGUAUACCCCCUUGUAUAGCAAUUCCAAAUAAUCAAAAAUGAUGAUUUUUCCCUGUCUUGUUAUGCAAUGUCUUUAGGUCUCAUUAUGUUUGGAGGGAAGUUUUUGACAAGUUUUUUCCCAGAAGCUGGGGUUCAAGAACGAAUGAAAGAACAUGGGAAAGAUCCAUUGUGGAAAAUCAAGUAUGAACAACAUUUU
Porites evermanni is the source of this 5251-nucleotide messenger RNA. NCBI's taxonomy places the organism in Eukaryota, Metazoa, Cnidaria, Anthozoa, Scleractinia, Poritidae. The record is from the annotation of a GenBank genome assembly.